CAAAUAAUGAUUUUUUGACGUUUUAUCAAAGUAAAAUUCAAAUCUUGCCCUCAGAUAAAUCGAAUAAACCCAAAGUAUAUAAACAUAUUGACUAUCGAUUGUAUAUAAUUAGUGUUGAAAAAUCGUCGAUAAUUGAAUCAUAUACUCGAGAAAAAUGAUUAAUUGGGUCGUUGCAAAGACAGCUCUUGAGUAUAUGCCAAUAGACGAAAAACGUGACCUCUACAAGUGUCACGAUAAAUUCAAAACCGUGGAUGAUAUAGUCGACUGGAGCACAUACGUUCGGAAUAAAUUUUCGUCCUGCAUAGCCGAAAAAGAUUCUCACGAAGAGGAUGAAAAGAUCCAGACAGAUGUUAAUGUUGAUGCUGAUGAUGAGGAUUAUGAAGCUGAAGCUGAUGAUUAUUAUUAUUAUGAUGAAGAUCCUGAUGCUGAUAUUGACCUUGGUGACGAUGUAGAAUCAUCAGAAAGCAGCGAUGAUGACAGCAUGGAAGAAAUUACAAACGAUAACAAUAAACGAGUUUUUCGAAAAGGGAAUAUCAAAGGUUCCACCGAAAACGAUGCCUCGAAAGAAAACACAAGCACUGGCGAUUCAUCUGUGAUCGCCACUAAUGAAGCUGUUCAAUCGGACGACGAAAAGAAAAAGGAGUUCGUUAAUAGCAGGAUAUCAGUGUUUAUCGGUGACAUUAUAUGCCUUGAAAUCGAUGCAAUCGUAGUUACUGCUAGUGAGGAACUAUUUGAAGGCGGACGUGUUUAUAAUCCGGUUAUUUGCGCUGCUGGUCCUAUGUUUCUCCGAGCUGAAUGUGGUGCAAUGGGUGCCUUGGGUGAAGGCGCCAUUGGAAAUGCUAAAAUUUCCGGUGGCUACAAACUACCGGCAAAAUAUAUCAUACACGCUGUCGGACCAAAGGGCGAACAUCCUGAUCAGUUGAGAAGUUGCUACAAGAGGGCAAUGGAUUUGCUGAAGGAACAUAAAUUGGAAACGAUUGCGUUUUCUUGCCUAUCCACCGGCAUUUAUGGAUAUCCGAAUGAAAGCGCUGCGAAUGUUGCACUAGAAACGAUUCGGAAUUGGUUGGAGGAAGAAGAGUACAGUGCCAAAGUUAAGCGAGUAAUUUUUUGUUUAUCGGAUCAACAUGAUAUUGACAUCUAUCACAAACUGAUGUCAGAAUAUUUUCCACUACCAAAUAGUUUGGAGUAGACAGAUUUAUUUAUUUGCCCAAUAAAAGGCACUGAUAUAAACAUAACACGAGCUACUA
Messenger RNA from Bradysia coprophila, 1247 nucleotides. Its product is annotated as ADP-ribose glycohydrolase MACROD1-like. Gene Ontology annotation, molecular function: ADP-ribosylglutamate-[protein] hydrolase activity. The record is from RefSeq and is a predicted model, not a curated record. Gene Ontology annotation, cellular component: nucleoplasm. Lineage: Eukaryota; Metazoa; Arthropoda; Insecta; Diptera; Sciaridae. Gene Ontology annotation, biological process: peptidyl-glutamate ADP-deribosylation; DNA damage response; purine nucleoside metabolic process.